AUGGGUGAUCAAAAGAAUGGCAUUGAUGAAGCUCCAGGAUCAACUGAAGUUCCUCCGAACUUUGCAUCGGUUGAGGCAUCCGUGUUAGAUGAGAUCGUGAGGGAGAAGAAGAAUGCACAUGAAGAGGAUGGAUCUGCUCCGGAGGACAGGAUCAUGGCUGUGUUCAACAAGAUACAUGAGCUGUUGAUGGACAACGAUCGAGCUGUGCAGAAAGUCAUGGAGUCUCAAGGAAAGCAGAUAAAAGGAUUGUUGGAGCUUGCGGCAGAGAACUGUAAAGUAAUCGCCAUGUUGUGGGAAGACUACGCGGCGAGGCGCAAAGGAGAAGCCACGGUUGCCGAUGAUGACAUGAAGAAGAAACGUGCUGUGGUUUUUUCAAGUACACGAAGGGGUAGUGUUACUAAUGCGAGUUCCAGCAAACAGAGGACGACAAAAAAAGUUGAUAAGCCAACUAGAGAGGUGGAAGCCGUUAUUAGAAAUGCUGAAUCCAUUUUAAGUAACAUCAGAGGGGAGGCGGAAGACCUUGUGAAGUCAAGUAAGUGCUCGGCAGAAGGAAAAAAGCAAGCCAGAACGUCCAAGGUUGUGUCCAGGAAAGGGACAUCAAGGCAACCUUUGAAGGUGGUUAAGCGAAAACUUGAUUACUGGUCAGGGGACGAUGCUGUGGGUGGUUUGAACUCAAACCAAAUCCAACAAGAAGUCUUGAAGUCACCUGGACAUGUUGAUGUCAUGGCGCCGGAUUUCGUUGAGAUAUGUGGCCUGCCGCUGUGGUUAGAUCUUUCCUUCUAUCCACCUGCCGGAAUGAACUUGUCGACUUUAGAGUUGGUGGUCGUGGCUUAUAUCUUCGCGCCUGAUCUAGAUAAGAAAUAA
Arachis ipaensis is the source of this 864-nucleotide messenger RNA. NCBI's taxonomy places the organism in Eukaryota, Viridiplantae, Streptophyta, Magnoliopsida, Fabales, Fabaceae. The record is from RefSeq and is a predicted model, not a curated record.